Salpingoeca rosetta is the source of this 1020-nucleotide messenger RNA. RefSeq lists its product as uncharacterized. The record is from RefSeq and is a predicted model, not a curated record. Lineage: Eukaryota; Choanoflagellata; Craspedida; Salpingoecidae. The transcript has 5 exons. The coding region runs from base 1 to 1020 and encodes 339 amino acids.
AUGCCCGUGUCUGCAGUGCCGGUGACCACCGCGCAGAGCAACGCUGGUUCGCAGCUAGCCAGCAAGGCAAUGACGAAGCAGGCUGCAUCUGCAUCGGCAGCGGUGCGCAAGAAGAGCAGCAGCAAGCGGAGCACGCACGAGGCCAUCGACCUGGAGGCAGCCAGCAUCCUCUUCAGCCUCUCGCGUACGGCAUCCACGACCUCGCCCACGUCGCCCGAGGUCAAGACGGAAGCUUCUGACGUCUCACACCCGCUGCCGUGGGCCCACCAGUACAUCCAAUGGCACCAGCCAUGGUGGCACCACAGCACGAGCCAGGACGCAGGGAGCGCCAUUGCCCGCAUUGCGCUGCCGCUGUGCCUGCAGUUUGACAACAGCGGUGCGGCAUCCAUGGUGGGCAGCGAUGACGACGAUGGCGCUUCCCAGCAGCGAUCUUCCCGCGUGAACCGCCUGCUGACUGAGUUUAGCGCGUGCAUGUGGGACUUCUUUGAGCGGAACGACCUCACGUCCGGCACAGGCCUCGCCCUGCUGAACCGAGAUGAGGUGGUCCAGCGACUGAUUGUGCCGGCGACGGUGGUGCUUCAGCUUCAAGCCGCACGGCAACACCAGGCCAGGCAGCGCGUGCCCAGCAGCAGCGGCACUGCUCACCAGCCCAAGCAAGAGGACAGCGCUCACAGCUGCGGCACCCAAGCCGUUGACCACAUCGACGACGACGGCGUGAACGCCGACACGCAGGCGAAGCAGCUGCAGUAUUUUCAGGAGAACCAGCUUUAUGCCAUGUCGCGCUCGCAGUUCCGCACGUUUCUGCGGCAGUUUGACGGCGGGGUGCAGGAGGAGCUGAAGAAGAUGCGACGGCGUGCCGGGCACCGCAUGGCCAAGCGCCGGCAGCGUGCGCGGCAGCGGCGCAAGGAGAGCAACAGUGAGGCCCGGCAACAGGCGGCAGUGCUGCGUGGGCAUCUCAAGGCCGUCAUCAAGCACCUUGAGACUGUGCUUGUGGCCAGCCUUGUUGCUUCCGAUGCGUAG